AGGUUUCCGACGUCACGCGUAUUUACCUAACAGGUGAUUACAACACAAACGUCCCGGACUCAUCAGAAAAUGACACAUAUUCUCGUCUUAAAACUUUUUAAAUAUGCCUUCGCCGCUGUUGCACUGUCACUGCAGGGCUCGUCUUCGCUGGAGAGGACCUCCAGGGAGCUCCCAGUCUUACCUCCCUCAGACCCGCCCACCAUGCCCAACACGAGGACUCCCUCCUGGGGCGCUGAGCUGCUCUGGAGGCUGGAGAGAGCCAGACACUACCAGUGUCCACAUGAGUCAGCCACAGUGGACAUGCUGAAGUUCCCUCUGGCGAGCACAGGCGAGAAUUUUGGAGUGGUGCGUACGUUUGUCCCGUUCUCCAACCGGGAGCUGGAGAGAGAGCGCGUCCGAGCCGUGGAGCGACCCAGGGCGACGGUGUCUGUAUGGGUGUACCUGCUGAGGGGGUGUCUCUUGAAGCUGUGUGGCAUCAUCCAUCAUGUUGACAGCAACAACACAUACCAGUCCCCUCUUAUCCAGCUCUCCAACACAGGGAACAUAGUGGUCCAGGUCCGAUUGGCUCGGGGAGAAGACAAGGCCUUCAGCUCCCACACAGCUCUGCCUCUCAGAACCUGGACUAGACUGGACUUCCACAUCCAAGACUCCAAGGUGACUGUGGAAGUUACAGCAGUGUCCACAGCAGGGGAAUUAAAAAGUCACACACACGUUUAUGAUUUCAACAGUAGCAUCCAUUAUAAUGACACCAGUGGAUACUUUGUGAUUGGAGGAAGCAUGUAUAUCCCUGGUAUCACAGGCUACUUUGGACCAAUCAAAUACUACCGUAUUGGGAUUGACAAGGUGGUCAACCCUCUGUGUCAGACAUCGCUGGCUCUGGACCGCGCACACAGGAAGUGCGAGGACACCAGGGGAUUCACCACUGCUCUCCUCCACCAUCUGACAGGCGACAUGUUCAUGACGGCUUCCUGCCCCUUUUACUUUGUUGGAUUGUGGAACCAGUUUGGACGGAAGGUCUGUUUACAGAGCUGGGAGUGGGAAACACAGAAGCAACACAGAGACUUCAUGAGAUUCCUCAUCUCUCAUCACAACAACCUGCUUACAGGGUCCUGGACAAGGAGUCUGGGCAGGAAGCUGUUUGAGCAUGUAGUGAGCCAGCUGUCUGCUAGGUGGCGCUCUCACCCAGACACCCCCUCCUCCCUGUUGACGCUCCUCCAGGUGUCCUCCUGCUCAGGCCACCACCAGGCCUCCCUCCUCCUGGCCGCCCUGCACCUGUCUGGGCUGGGUGGGGCCGGGCACCCCCUGCAGGCCCAGGUGUUAGGCCUGAUAGGGGCUUCAGGAGACGAGCGUCUGUGUCUCAUGCACCUGGGUUACAAGCAUAGCCAGGGCCUGGACGGCUUCCCCAGGGACCUGGGCGUGGCCUGCUCCUACUACUCCAACGCCGGGGCUCAGACCGUACUGGACCAGGGCAGGGCUCUGGACACAGAGCAAUACAUCACUGAGCAUGUGCAUCUGAGCGUCCAGGAAGAGAUUGACAGGCUGACCCACCAAUCAGGAGACCCCUUCCAGUUUCUCCAGUUCCAAGCUGAGAGGGGAGAUGUGGAAUCUCAGAAAUUCUUGGCCAAGAUUUUAUUUGGACGAAACGGUGCCACAAAGGACGUAGCGAGAGCCAUGCACUGGUACCGGAGGAUCGCCCUGGAAAUGAAGGACCCCUCGUCCAUGUAUGACUACUCUGUCCUGCUGCUCAAGGGACAAGGAGUGAUAAGGAACAAAACUCUGGGUCUUCAACUGAUGGAGAAAGCCGCUGCCAUGGGGUCUGCUGAGGCGCUGAACGGGCUGGGCUGGUACCACGGGGCGGUGCUGAAGAACCACAGCUCUGCCUCUCGCUACUUCCAGCAGGCGGCGCACAGCGGGAGUGCCAACGCCAUGCACAACCUGGGCAUCUAUCACCUGAGCGGCCAGCUCCCAGGCAGCCCACAAAGGAACCAGACGGCGGCGUUCCUCCUCUUCCUGAACGCUUCGGCGUUCGGCCACGUGGAGGCGGCGGUCCAAGCAGCGUGGUACCUGUCCACCGGACACCUGCCCGGCGUGUCCAGGGACGAGGAGAGGGCCGUGAUCAUGCUGAAGAGGGGCUGUGAGCAGAACGGCUUUCUGGGAUAUGUAGUCCAAGCAGCGCUCCAGGCCUACCUACAGGGCUCCAUGGCUGAGGCUCUGGUGAAAUAUGUUCUCGCUGCUGAAACUGGUUUGGGCGUAGCUCAAAACAAUGCUGCUUACCUGUGUGAGCUGUACCCCCCCUCUGUGCAGGGGCUGGGAGAUAACUAUGACUGCCAGUGGAGGUACCACAACUACUCCACCCUGAACCACAACCCCCACCCAUCUGGCCUGCUGAAGAUGGGAGACUUGGUCUACCAUGGUGGGCCCGGGGUUGUGAGUCCUGACGUGGUCCAGGCCAUAUCUCUGUACACCAGGGCCGGCUUGGCAGGCAGCUCCCAGGGGUUUUAUAAUCUGGCUGUGGUGGUGCUGGAGGGUCAUGCUGUUCCAGCCCAGCUCCAGAGGCAGCUGAACGUGUCUCAGCAGGAUGACCAGGAGGCUGUGGUGGUGAAGCUGCUGCUAAGAUGUGUGCAGGAGGAGGAGGAGGUGCUGCCCUGCUCCCUGCUCCUGCUGGCUCUCCAGAUGGGACGAGCCUGGAGAUCGCUGACUCAGGACCCCAUCCAGCUCUCACUAGCUUAUGCGUCUGGAGUCUCAGCCAUCAUCGCUCUGAUUGGAGGCCUCAUGCAAACUGUUGUUGAUCGACUUCCCAGCAACCAAAACACUAGUGACCUCACAAUGGCAGAGAGGGCGGGGACAACACCUGUCAGUCAAACUGCGGCCAAUGGGAACGGGACACAAGAUGACACGGUCAGGAGAGAAGUCGGAAGUUCCGGAAGGUUCCGCCGGGCUGGGAUUCUAAGGAGGCGUGGCCGAAGGUUCCAACAGACCAUAGACUGGGCGGUCAGCAUGUCAGGGGUUUGUCUGAUCACCCUGGCAACGCUGCUGCUUUAUCAGCACCUGUGACAGAGCUGCUGGACACACAGGAAACGCCUCAGGCAGGAAGUGACCACCUCAGACAGGAAGGAAACACCUCAGACAGGAAGGGAACACCUCAGACAGGAAGUGACCACCUCA
This is a messenger RNA of Hypomesus transpacificus, 3165 nucleotides long. RefSeq names its product protein sel-1 homolog 3. Bases 70 to 3054 code for a protein of 994 amino acids. The transcript has 24 exons. The record is from RefSeq and is a predicted model, not a curated record. NCBI's taxonomy places the organism in Eukaryota, Metazoa, Chordata, Actinopteri, Osmeriformes, Osmeridae. Gene Ontology annotation, molecular function: protein binding.